This is a messenger RNA of Chiloscyllium plagiosum (whitespotted bambooshark), 366 nucleotides long. Lineage: Eukaryota; Metazoa; Chordata; Chondrichthyes; Orectolobiformes; Hemiscylliidae. The record is from RefSeq and is a predicted model, not a curated record.
UGUGUAGGGAUCCCCCCGGAUCAGCAGCGUUUAAUCUUCGCUGGGAAGCAACUGGAGGAUGGCCGCACCCUGUCUGAUUACAACAUCCAGAAAGAGUCCACUCUCCAUCUGGUGCUGCGUCUGAGAGGUGGUGUUUUGGACCCGUCCCUCCGCAUUCUCGCUCAGAAAUAUAACUGUGACAAGAUGAUCUGCCGCAAGUGCUAUGCACGCCUCCACCCUCGUGCAUCAAAUUGUCGUAAAAAGAAAUGUGGCCACACAAACAACCUGCGCCCUAAGAAGAAGCUGAAGUAACUUUUGGGGCAGUUGGUGUCCUCGGCAUGUUUGUGUUUGAGCGAAAUCUCCAAUAAAAGUGUGCGUUGCAUCACA